AAGGAAUGUUGGUAUAUACAUGAUAACAUCCUUGUGCGUGGCACCCUAGCAUACCCACCUAAUUUUCUCAAGAGAAUCUAGCGGAGUGGCGUUUUGUGGAAAGCCAAGUAACCAACCACUCUUUAUUCAUUUUUUUUGACAAUCUUUAAUUAAUUACUGCAAUAAACCAACCCCACUUCUCCAUCAAGAUUCAAGAAAAUCCAUUUAUUAAAAAAAAAAAAGAAACUGCCCAUCUCCGCAUUAUACAGUCUGGAAGAGAGCAGUUAAUCUCCCUCCAUUGUACAUGGUCUACUCCCCUUUCUUGAAUCUCACCGAACAUGGAGAAGCAGAAGAGUUUCUCAAUCAAGCGCGCAAGAUUCAUGGUUUUUACACUCACAAUCGGCCUAACUCUGCUCUUCCUUGUCUUCUUCUCCGUCUGGUUCAUAAAGCUCUCUCCUUUCCCCCAAGAAACCCAUUUCCAGUUGAAGAGCGCCGCCUCCUUGCCCUUCGCAGUUCAAGAAAAGGGAAACAAGAGUGAAGCCGCCGCAGCUGGUGAGGUAAAUGGAAAUCUCAGUUUUGGUGCAGCUUAUUUUUCUUCAAUUGUUGUGAAUGAUGGGGUUCUUCCUGAUGCCCGUGUGUUGGAAUUUGGGAAUUCAUCUGAUUUUUCGGUAAAUCCGUCUGGAGAUGUCAAAGAAAAAGACCAUACAUCAUCUAUUAGUGAUUCAGUCAAGACAUUGGGUGUGACUGAGAAGAAGAUGGAGAUGAUCAAUGGAGGGGUGGUGUGUGAUGUGGCGAAUGGAAAAUGGGUGUUUGAUGAGAGUUACCACCCAUUGUACUCAGAUGUUUCAUGUCCAUUUAUCGACGAAGGGUUUAGUUGUCAAUCUAAUGGAAGAACAGAUCAAGAGUACUUGAAAUGGAGCUGGCAACCCCGCGAUUGCAGCAUUCCGAGGUUUAAUGCUACCCAUAUGUUGGAAUUGAUGAGAGGGAAGAGGCUAGUAUUUGUUGGAGAUUCCAUUAAUAGGAACCAGUGGGAAUCUAUGCUGUGCUUGUUGAUGGGAGCCAUCAAAGACCAAAAGAAGGUUUAUGAGACACGCGGGCGAAGAAUAACCAAGGGGAAGGGAGAUUAUAGCUUCAAGUUCGUGGACUAUAAAUGCACGGUUGAGUUCUACGUGACACAUUUUUUGGUGCGCGAGAGUAAGGUGAGGAUGGGGAGGAAACGAAGGCAGACAUUGCGUAUUGAUGCGAUUGAUAAGGGAUCGUCCAGAUGGAGGGGUGCUGAUAUUCUGGUCUUCAACACUGCUCAUUGGUGGUCUCAUCACAAAACCAAAGCAGGGAGGUAUUAUUACCAGGAAGGGGAUCAAGUUCAUGGGCACCUUGAUGUUUCAACAGCUUACAGAAGAGCACUGAUGACAUGGGCAUCCUGGGUUGACACAAACAUAAAUCCUGCAAAGACCCGAGUAUUCUUCAGAACUUCUUCGCCUUCUCAUUUCAAUGGUGGACAAUGGAACAGUGGCGGGCAUUGCAGAGAAGCUUCUCGGCCUCUCAGAGAAGAGAGUUAUAUCAGCAGUUAUUCUGAGAAGAAUGUGAUAGUGGAAGAGGUCAUAAGGGGGAUGAGAUCUCCGGUGACUGUUUUGAACGUGACCGGUUUGUCAGGUUAUAGGAUUGACGGUCAUCCGUCCGUAUACGGAAGAAGACCCACGGGUGGAAUCAAUUCUUCUUCUGCUGGUGUCCAAGAUUGCAGCCAUUGGUGCCUCCCUGGGGUUCCUGAUACUUGGAACCAAAUCUUGUAUUACUACUUGCAAGUUGCAACUUCGUCAAUAGCGUAGAAUAUUAAAGAGCAGUGUUUCCCCUUAAAAUGCCAUUAAACAAAUGCAAUCUAGAUGU
Cuscuta campestris is the source of this 1863-nucleotide messenger RNA. NCBI's taxonomy places the organism in Eukaryota, Viridiplantae, Streptophyta, Magnoliopsida, Solanales, Convolvulaceae. The record is from the annotation of a GenBank genome assembly.